Phragmites australis (common reed) is the source of this 2070-nucleotide messenger RNA. RefSeq lists its product as uncharacterized. The record is from RefSeq and is a predicted model, not a curated record. The transcript is spliced from 4 exons. Lineage: Eukaryota; Viridiplantae; Streptophyta; Magnoliopsida; Poales; Poaceae. Bases 558 to 1751 code for a protein of 397 amino acids.
GAGAGAGAUAAAUGAGCUCACUAUCCGACUCCUCUGCAUCUGCCAAUGUUCGUAAUGAUCUCUGCUGUGACGUAGCACGGCGUGCCACCGCGCCACGUACACGCACGCACGCCGGCGGACGAGGAGAACGCGCGCGCGCCGGGUGGCUCGCCGCCUCAGUGUUACCGCCAUUUCCGGCCGUAUCAGUCUUGCUAGAAUAGAAGGCUACGGCCAGACUGGAUUUGUACUCAAACGGCUAGCUCGGCCCGAUAGCAUCCAGUCGUGCCGACCUCGAAUCAAUUCGCGAGCAAGCAACACGCACGGAGUAAGCUCUGAGGAGCACAGUGCAGUGCGUCCUACUCUGUUCGUGAUAAGAUGAUCACGACAUCACGUUGCAGUUUGCGACCCAAAGCAGCAGCCUCGGUAGCUUCACAUCACGUCGAACGUCGUGACUAGUCUUCUUGGUUCUUGCUGCUUCCACUUCUCGAUCAGCUAGAUCGUGCUCGUGCUGCUUCUUUCCGUCGCGAUCGGUUGCGUCAUCGCGCCGCGGAGAGGUCGACCGGUGGGAGCGCAGCGGGAUGCACCAGAUUGGGAGUGGCAUGUACGUGUCCGGCCAGGCGCCGGACAGGAAGAAGGAGCGGCGGCUGUCGUCGGGCUCGGUCGCCACACCACCGUACACGGGCGGGGACGUGGCGCGGUCGGGGGAGCUGGGCCGGAUGUUCGACAUCUCCGCGUCCCAAUCGCAGGCGCCGUCGCCGGCCUCGUCGCGCCGCAGCUCCGGGCCGCUGCCACGGCCGUCGCCGGCGUCCGGGCCGCUGUCGCAGCUCUCCCGCCCCGCGCUCCUCGUCGGGCCGUCGCCGUCUCCCGCGCCCUCGCCGGCACACGGGUCCUCGAGGAGGGGGAGCUGGAGGCGCGCCGGCGCCGAGAAGGAGGUGGAAGCGGAGGCCGUGGCACGCGGGAGGUCGAGGCUCGGCAUCCCGUUCGCGUGCUACGUGCUGGUGGCCGUGGCGACCGUGGCCGCAGUCGGCGCCGGGGUGCUCUGCCUCGUGUCGCGGCGCCGCUGGGAGGUGCUCGCCGUGGCGGGCGGCGCAGUGGCAGCCGUCGCGGCGGUGUUCGCGUGGAACGCGUGGCGGAGGGAUGCGGAGGCGGAGAGGUUCUUCCGGCGGUUCCCCGACACUGUGUUCGACGACGGGGACAUGCCUCUCGGCGAGCUCGUCAAGAUCACCGGGCAAGUCACCUGCGGCCGCCACCCUCUCGGCGCCUACUUCCACGACGCCGCCCGGUGCGCGUUCACGUCCGUUCAGCUGUUCGAGCGCCGUGGAUGGGCCCGUUGCUGCUGCUGCCGCCGGCGGUGGCAACUGAGACACUCUGAGGCACGGGUGACGAAUUUCUACAUCUCAGAUAGGAGCUCCGGGAAGAGAUUCUACGUGCGCGCCGGCGAAGGUGCAAAGGUCACUCCGAUGGUGAAACAGAAGACCAUCAGCUUCGACGGUGGCAGGAAGGGCGCGUCACGAAACUUGAAGAACUGGAUGUCAAGCAACGACUUGUCCUGCGACGGAGAUGUGCGCGUAAAUGAAGGGUUCAUCAGGGAGGGGGACACCGCAAGUGUGAUAGGUGUUCUGAAGAAGCAUCACGCCUACGAUAUUGUCGACGCGCCGGUCGCCGUGGUUGCCACCGGCUGCCAACCGACGAGGUGCAUGUUUCCCGUCCUUGUCGAGGGGCUGAUAUUGAUCGGAAGCGAAGACCCUGACGAGGCUGUAUAUAUGGUCUGAACUCUGAAUAUAUAUACAUACACUAAUGUAGAACUCUGCUACACACCCUGUGCUACUUUUCAAAGAUUUCUUGUUGAUCAUCAGGGAAGAUGAUGUUUUAGUACCUCUCCAUUUAGGGUUUCUGAUCAGAAAGGUUUACUACUCACAUAUAUAGUUGAUAGAAAUGGGACCAUGUAAAAAAAUCAUUGAGAAAUAAUGGGACCAUGUAAAUUUAAGUGGUAUUUGUAGGCUUGCUACCAGUACAGGUGUAAUUCUCAAUUUUUAAGGGAUUUUUUUGGAAGACUGCUCAACUGUUUGUUGGCAAAGGUUUGAAUUUACU